AUGCAUCGGAAGACAGACAUCGGCACAUUGAGCAAGGCAAAGUGCAUAUACAUCGAGAAUACGAUGAUACCGCUUCAGAAUAAGCAUCAGGCAUGGAGAUACAUCGACAGCGAUAGAAAGACACAGACAUACGCAUACACAGUCGAUUCUAUUCAGUACAGGGAGAGAUACAGGAUUAGUAUCGAGUACUACAAAGGAACUACGUCAGUUGACAUCGGAACAGACAUUUCCAUCUUCAGGAUUGAAGAAACGGUCAGUAAUGAGCACGAUCGAAGUAAUUCGCAUAGAACAACGUUCUAUAAGGUACAAUUGGAUGUUACGCUACGCAACCAUUCAGUUCAUGACGAAGAAUUGUUCAGAAACGUCAGAACCAGCUCAGACUACAAGGAUAUAUUGUACAGAACACAGUUUCAGGAGAACAUAAGGUAUUACAUCGCGAAAUACAUCUUCAGACAGCCAGGAUUCAUUGGAAUAGACUCAGGACACUCUAUCAGACGUAUUAUGGACAUCACAGGCACUCAAACGGAUGCGCUAGCGCGCAUAUACUCAGGAUACAUAGUAGGAAUCAGGAUAUUCAAGCUACAGGAUGACAAUUACGAUCUACAGGAUGUAAAACCGCUACGAUCUAUGCAACAUAAUGAUAGUAAGACACUAUUGAGAUCAGGAACAAUCACGCAUCGUAUGGAACGAAGUACAGAAGUUCAGAGGGCGACUUCAAGCCAGAGAACAGGUUCGGAACCCGGACAAUCCGCUCAAUCCGCUCAAUCCGCUCAAACGGAUUAUCACACCGCUUCAAGGGAAAGUGAAGGCAAUACGCAUACAGCCAGCGAAUAUCAGAGCGAUAGUGAAUUAGCAAUGAUCGAUCAGACUAUUCGAGCAUUCAGGCAUGAUACUUCGACGAUACAGAAGGAAAUAGAGCAUCAGGAAGCUCAAGGACAUCUAUUGAACGAUGAUACAGUUCAAUCUACUCUAGGAAUGAGUAGUUACGAUCAGUUCGAAGUACGAAAACACGCAGAAGACCUCUCCAGACACCCCAGAUAUGUUCUAGGACAGUACCAGACGUUUUACGCCGAAAAUGAAGUCAUAUUUCGACGAGAGGGCGAGAGGCACACGCAUUGCACUGCAUACACGCUCUUUGAGCAUACAAUCAUGUUUGAACAUACAUUUUUCUUACUUGAAUUGCUACAGAACGAUUUUGCGAAGGACUUCGCAGUACCAGACAGUAUCAGUACUACAGGAAACAGGACACACGACAGGUACACGAGGAAAGAAUACAUCGGCACAAGGACAAGUACACAGAAAGACAGGAAGUCAAUGCUAGAACGCAUCGAUCCACACAUGGAUUUGCCAAAUGAACAAAGAAUUGGCAGCAUACACUCAGGACUUCAGGCAGCGCUACUGCGCAUACAGACAGGACAUUUCAUUGAGACAUACAUGGAACAACGCAGCAUACAGACAGCUACGGCACUCAGGAAAGUAGAGAACGCUACUUGGACACAUUGUGAUAGAACAUCGCGCCAUGAGACAUUGAAAGUAUACUCAGACGAUUCAGGAAUCGAAUCAGUCGACUUACGAAGACACGAACGAGUCGAGACACAAGGAAACAGUAUGAGAAUACAGCAGGACAUUCAUCGCGCACAGAGAUACCGCGCAUAUACACACAUAUCUAGUGAUAUUAGGCUCAUACAUCACGAUCUCAUUGAAUUCGAGACGAUAUUUUCAUUCAAGGAUGAAUAUUACACUCUAGGUUGCACUCCGCAAUUAGUAUUCAGACAUCGGGCUCAACAGGAUAUCCAGUUUUGCGUCACAGUUGGUUAUUGCACGCAAAAGAAUACACAUUUGGACAUAUUCUACCAAUACAAGCGCAAGGCACUACAUUUGCAGGAACUAGUCUAUUGGAAAAAUCGAGGACAUAGCAGAGGAAUUUUGGAAUACAUCUCCGCUAUCUAUUAUUGCAUGACUAUUCUACAGGAACAGAGAAACGCGCAAGGACAGCUAGAAGCAGCAACGCUAAUCCAUUCUAUUGAGGAAGAAGGCUAUAGCUUCGUCGAUCAGGGAUUUACCUCCGCGCUUCCCGAAGACGCGGGAGAAGAGAAUAUUUGCAAUUACCACGCCGCCGGAAUUUCCACUUCCGUACAUAUCGAUCUACACCGCGCGUCUCAGAAUACUCAAGAGCCGAAACGCCAUAUCUCCCCAGGAACUCCACCGAUUCUCUUCGAAAAGUGUCGUAUCGAUAGCGACAAUCAAGAGGCAACUUUUCUACUAAUUGACUAUACGGUAAUAUUGACUACGUUUAAUUCUAUUGACGUUUUAUCUAGUUUCACAUGGUUUGGAACCAUGCUACCCACCGUCCGGAACGCCACCACCGUCUCAAUACUCACCGGAUCGACUUCAGAUCACUUCAGAGAGGCAGUACUACAUCACGAGGAUGUUUCCCAUACGCAUGGGCAAGGUAUUUUAUUAUUUACUUGUUACUAA
Messenger RNA from Fomitiporia mediterranea MF3/22, 2478 nucleotides. RefSeq lists its product as uncharacterized. The record is from RefSeq and is a predicted model, not a curated record. Lineage: Eukaryota; Fungi; Basidiomycota; Agaricomycetes; Hymenochaetales; Hymenochaetaceae. The transcript has a single exon. The coding region runs from base 1 to 2478 and encodes 825 amino acids.